Messenger RNA from Monosiga brevicollis MX1, 2523 nucleotides. RefSeq lists its product as uncharacterized. The transcript has 11 exons. NCBI's taxonomy places the organism in Eukaryota, Choanoflagellata, Craspedida, Salpingoecidae. The record is from RefSeq and is a predicted model, not a curated record. Gene Ontology annotation, cellular component: cation channel complex; membrane. The coding region runs from base 1 to 2523 and encodes 840 amino acids. Gene Ontology annotation, molecular function: inositol 1,4,5 trisphosphate binding; protein binding; store-operated calcium channel activity. Gene Ontology annotation, biological process: calcium ion transmembrane transport; manganese ion transport; regulation of cytosolic calcium ion concentration.
AUGAGCUUUACGCAGGCCAACGACGACUUUGUUGUGACAGCCUCCCCGCGACUCAGUGUCCGUCGCGUCUUGUCCGGUGCGAUGCCACCCGUGGCGCCCGCCAGCAUCACCAACGAUGGCAACCCCCAAACCCUCGCUUCUCAGGAUCUAGAGAGUACCACGCCCACGCCCAGCGUUGGCCGUCGUGGCCGCGGUCUUGGGCGCCAUCGUUCCACCAUUGCCAAUGCCGUCGAACCCAAUACCGCUUUCGAUAUCCCACUUGCUCGUCUCAACACCACCACGAGCGAGGUGACGGGCAGCCACAGCGGUCAGUGCCAUCGUGUCUCCUUGCAUCGUCCCGCAAACGCAUAUGUGAAUGUCAAUGUAAAUGUGUGUGUGUGUGUGUGUGUGUGUGUGUGUGUGUGUGUGUGUGUGUGUAUUGUGCGUGGGUCGGCUUUCGACCCCAGCAUUUCGUCAGAUCAAGGGCUCGCCCUCGAAUCUAAAAGUCUGGAGCUUCUCUCCGCAUGUCGAGACGGAAACCUGGCUUCCGCGCGGGCUCUCAUCCAAGAAGGCAAGGCCGACGUAGCCUACCAAAACGUCUUCCAGCAGACCGCCCUCAUCUUUGCAGCAGCGAGUGGAAACAAGGAGCUGGUGCACAUUCUCAUCGAGGCCGGGGCGCCGCUGGAUCUGAUCAACGCCAACAACCAAACGGCACUCACGGUAGCGCUCAUGCGGCGCCAUAACGAGGUGGCCAAGCUUCUCAUUUCAAAGGGGAGUAACAUCUUAGAUUCCUUGGGCAACCUGACCAACGUGCUGGAGGGGGUCAAGGACUAUGAGCUUCGCCAACUCGUGUCAGAGGACAUGUUGUGUAGCCAUCCACAACCCAUCAAGAUGUGUUUCCACCUUGCCCGUCGCCUCGAACGUCUGGCUCAACGUCAGGAGGAGCGCCAACAAAUGUAUCGAGAGCUGGCUGAGAUUUGCAGCACACUGGCAACCAACCUCCUCUCCCGCUGCCGUGACAUGUGGGACGUGCGCCGCUUGCUCGCCGACCACACGGGCAUUCUCGAUGAUGCGCUUCGCCACCAACAGGAAGGCUUUGUGGCCCAUCCGUUUUGCCAAGAGUACCUCAAAGAACUCUGGUUUGGCAAUCACAAGGCCGCCGAGUCUCAUGAGUUUCUAUGGCUUCUGGUGCAGUAUUUUGGCUGCGCCGUCUUUUUUCCAAGUUUGUCCUGUCGUCUCAUCGCCACAACCCUCCUUCUGGGAAACCAGCGCAAGGAAAUACUUGCCAAACAAAGCGCACAGAAGGGCAGCCAGGCCGUCUAUCUGAUUGACUUUUUGAUGCUGAAUCAUUCCCGCUUGGCCUUUAGCAAGCUGGGCGAUUAUCUCAUGUUGUGGCACACGCCCGUGAUGAAGUUCACGGGACACAUGUCUUCCUUCCUCGCCUUUCUUGUCCUGGUGCUGGUCGUGGUGGCUCAACGGGCCAGUCCAACGCCCACGAGCGCAGAAGUCGCCCUCGCCGUCUGGCUCAUUGCCAUGCUGUUCCAAGAAAUACGUGAAAUAUAUCAGACCCCCUUCCGCAUCUAUGCCCGCUCCAUCUGGAAUGUGCUGGACGUGGUGUCCCUCCUUUUCUUCUUGGUCGUCAUCGCUCUGCGCGUCAUUGCCUGGGAUAACGAUGUGCGUGGCUUGGAGGUGGAUGACUUGCUUUCAGCUGCCAACGUUCUGAUGGCCGUGGCGGCGGUGUUCUCCAUCAUUCGCCUGUUGAACAUUUUGGAAACCAGCUCUCUGCUCGGUCCACUCCAGAUCAGUAUCCGCCAGAUUUUCACAGAUCUGAUUGUUUUCCUGACCAUCUUGAUUGUGUUCAUGUUGGCCUUUAGUGCGGGCCUGGCGAAGCUCUAUGAGCGGGUUGAGCGCUUGCCCGUCAAUGACGAGGUGUUGGAGGCCUUUGGCAGCUUUGAACGCUGUUUGCGUACCACGUUUUGGGCUCUUUUCGGGCUCGUAGAGCUUGGCACGUUGACAGUUGAGGGCCGAGACGCUGCGCGCAUCCAAGCCACGGGCGAAAUUGUGUUUGGCGUGUACAUGGUCCUCGUGUUCAUCCUCUUGAUCAACUUGUUGAUUGCCAUGAUCUCGAAUACGUAUCAACGCAUUGCAUCCAACGCAGAUACAGUGUGGAAGUUUGCGCGCGCACGUCUGAUCCGCGAAUUCCAGCGCUACCCUUCAAUCCCGGCUCCGUUUAAUUUGAUCGCCGAGCCCAUCUGGGCCUUGACGCGACUGCUGGGCUGGAAUAUGAAGCAAAUCCUGCAGCCAGCAGGCUACGGCUCGAGUGACAACGCGGAAGAAGACGAGCAGCUUGCCUUGCUGUUGCAAAACCUAGCCGAACGGCAUCGCAAACACCGGCGAGACAACGACAGUCUUGAUCAGAGCGAUUUGGAGCAAAUUUGGCAAGAGCUGUUGUCCAUGAAGCGCCUCCUGCAAGAGGCCGUGCGCACUCGCGACAGCGAGCUUGGGUCAACGGCCGCGGCUGCGUCGGCCGCGCCUCUGGCUUAG